Molecule: messenger RNA, 756 nt
Organism: Cryphonectria parasitica EP155
Lineage: Eukaryota; Fungi; Ascomycota; Sordariomycetes; Diaporthales; Cryphonectriaceae
Exons: 2
Coding region: 25-636 (203 amino acids)
Biological process (GO): electron transport chain
Source: RefSeq, a predicted model, not a curated record
GAACUGCAAACAGCUCAAUUGACCAUGGCGUCUCUCAGAACACCUCAGGCAGCUCGCAUGCUGCGGGCGGCCACGUCACGAUUUGUACACUUUGACGGUCUUCGCCACUCGUCUACCUCGAUCAUCAACGCCAGGCGGCCCCAGAACGAGCCCUCGCAGGGUGCUGUUGGACAGAACCAGCCUGACUAUGGCGCUCACAUUGACAAGGCUACAUCCACCUUCACUCCCGUCCCCAAACGCCUUCUCGACGGCUCUGAGCCUGGUGUCGCCCUCCCUGCUGCUGUGCUCUCAGGCGCACCGAUCGAAUUGCAGGCACGCACGGUGCGCAUUUACAAGAAGGCCAAGCCCGCUACGCAGUCGGGCGACUGGCAGUCCAAGAAGUGGCGGAUGGACUGGGACGUGCUGCCCAAGGGCAACCGGUGGGAGAACCCGCUGAUGGGUUGGCAGUCGUCUGGCGACUACAUGCAGGGCACGCACCUCAACUUCAAGAGCAAGGAGGACGCGAUCAAUUUUGCUGAGAAGCAGGGCUAUGAGUACUUCGUGCAGGAGCCCAACGAGAGGAAGUUCACGCCCAAGGCGUAUGCGAACAACUUCUUGUACUCACCGGGCAAGUUGAAGCACAUCAGGACGAAGUAGAGGAGCCCGUUUGAGGGCAUGGUUUGCGGAAAGGUACGGAAGGGGAUAGAGGGAUCAAGAGUGAAAGGCUGUACAUAUAUGAUAAAUGGCAAGGAUCAGAAUUGAAGUCUUUGGAAAUCG